UUAACGUGCCCACUGACUGGUGUGUGUUGUGUUUUGUUCUUUCACAGGUGACAAUGUGUGUGAGUUGAUCAAAUCAAAUGUGUCACAUACACAUAUUUAGAAGAUGUUUUUGCGGGUGUAGCGAAAUGCUUGUGUUCCUGAUGUUGAUCAAAUCCUGACCUUGAAUGAAUAAAACGUCAGCAUUAUAUUAUAAAUAUAUAAUUAUAAAUUAUAAUUGUUGGCUAAACCAAUUAAACCUAGUUAUCACGAUAGUAAUGCAUUUUAACGUUACCUGUUUUUUGUUGUUGUUGUUUUGGAUUUAAUACACGUUUUUGUUGUAGAAGUUUAUUUUUGCUUAGUUCAUCAGUCAAUGAAACCAAACCACGAUGGGUGAUGUCACAGGAAAACCUCUGUCAGAUUCUAAUUCAUUUAGCUGGCCUCUGACUUUCUGGAGUGUGUGUCUCAUCUUUUUGAAUGUACAACGCUGCUAAAUGAGAUCAGGCCAGCAAGUUUUAAGUGAUGGGGUGAAUUUCUGUGCAGUCAGAUUCAAUUACAGUCUGGUUGACUGGCUGCAGGAUUCCAAGGAGAGGUAUUUUGGAAAUCUGCCCUCAAACCACUAUGGAAAUUGAUAUUGCAACUGUAAACAACAAAAAAAUGGUGUUCUGCUGGGUUUACCUGACUCAUGUUUAUUAUGCUUUUUAGAAGCAGACUUCACAAUCAUAACCUAUGUGUGACUAUUUCAGAAAACUAUAUUCAUGAUACCAACAGUUCCAUGGGCAACAAUACGAAGACACAGAUGUAGAAACCGUUCUAAAAGGACAUGCAUCUACGAUGUAUCCUCUCUACAACAGGCAAUAUGAGGGAUUUACAGGGGAUGACAAUGAGAUGAGGGACAACAUUCAUAGAAGAAUAUGUCACAGUUCUUUCAGCUACUCAUCUUUUGAUGAUGAAGAGGAGUUGGAGGGUGAAGAACAGGUGAAGGCACCUGCGGAGGAGGAGUGUUCCCACAAGAGUGAAGAUGUGUCACGUGUUUCUCCACUACCCAGAACCACCCAGGUGGUAUUUGAGAUCCAGUCGGGAAGGGCUGUGCCUCGCCUCAGGGAGCCCCGACACCUGUACGGUGUGUCUGGACAUGUGUCCCAAACACUGCCGCGCUGGCCCCACGAGUGGGAGGUCAUCCCGGGGGAAAUUCAGCAUAUUGAGUGGGCUCCUCCCUUCCCAGAGCCGCUGUGUGCUCAGAUGAACACCAGCGAGUGGCUGAGACCAGAGUCUGAAGAGGAAGGCACCGUUGUGUAUGACACACAGAGAAAUAAAGAUAACUACUUCCUGGGUUCUCGUGUGGGGGGCCGUCGCUCCUCCCUGACCGCUGCUGCUGUGUCUCUCUCUGGCCCUGAUGACGUCACUCUGCUGUUCGAGGGACGCUUCGAGAGUGGCAACCUGCUGAAAGCCACCAGGGUUGGUGAAUUUGAUUAUGAGCUCUCCCUGCGGACGGACCUGUACACAGAGAAGCACACUCAGUGGUUCUACUUCCGGGUGAGGAACACGAGGGCGGGGGUUCGUUACCGCUUCACCAUCACCAACCUGCUGAAGGUGACCAGUCUGUAUGAAGAGGGGCAGCUGCCUCUGCUCUACUCUGAGGAGGAGGCCCGGAUCCAGGGGGUGGGCUGGCACCGCGUGGGCCAACAGGUCUCCUACCAACGUAACGGGCGGCACCACGCCGACCAGCCCUGCUACUCCCUCUCCUGGACUUUUUGCUUCCCUUAUGACCAGGACACCUGUUACCUGGCCCACUGCUUCCCUUACACCUACUCCAACCUGUGGGCCCACCUGUCCGAGAUCGAGCGGGACCCCCACCGCUCGCGGUUCUGUAAGGUGCGGACUCUGUGCCGGUCGCUGGCGGGUAACCUGGUUCCGGUGCUGACGGUGACCAACCCAUCCCACCGUGAGGACAGGAUUCACAAGCCUGCUGUGGUGCUGACCGCCCGGAUACACCCCGGGGAGACCAACAGCUCCUGGGUGAUGAGGGGUAUCCUGAACUUCCUGCUGGGAGACUCUCCGGAUGCGGCGCUACUCCGAGAUGCCUUCGUCUUCAAGCUGGUGCCCAUGCUGAACCCGGACGGGGUUAUAGUAGGAAACUACCGCUGCUCGCUGACCGGACGUGACCUCAACCGCAACUACAAGUCCAUCCUCAGAGACUCCUUCCCUACCGUGUGGGCCACACACACCAUGGUCCAGAGACUGUGUGAGGAGCGUAAGGUGCUGCUGUACUGUGAUCUCCAUGGACACAGCCGUAAACACAACGUCUUCACCUACGGCUGUGAGAACCCCCGGCCCACUGACAGACACCCUCACGAACGAGUCUUCCCUCUGAUGCUCAGCAAGAAUUGCCCUGACAUGUUCUCGUUCGGGAGCUGUAAGUUCAAGGUACAGCGCAGUAAGGAGGGAACAGGCAGAGUGUCUCUGUGGAGGCUGGGGGUCCUCAACUCCUUCACCCUGGAGACAUCGUUCUGUGGCUCCAACAUCGGUAAGAGGAAGGGGACCCAUUUCAGCACUCAGGACCUAGAGAUGUUGGGGGCUCAGUUCUGUGACACACUACUGGACUACUGUGACCCGGACCGGACAAAGUACAGCGCGUGUUUGAGAGAGCUACAGGAGAUCAUGAGACAGGAGGCAGGUUUGCCAAUAGACAACAAGCCUACAGAUACCUCACUGACCGACCACGAGGCCAGCACCAGUGGAUCCAACAGCUCCCAGACGGAUGGGCCUCCUACUCACCUCCAGGCCUUCAACAAGAUGACGUCCCGUAAGAAGUUGAAGUCCAAGAAGGAGAGGAACAGAUCUCCGCUGGUCAGAGCCAGGGAGAGAGAGGAAAAUGGGGAUAAUGGUGUCAAAAAGACGUUGAAGAAAAGCAAAUAUGUAUUGAAGCCUUCGGAGUACCUGCAGCACCUGAUGGCUGAUUAUGUGAGGAGCAGGAUGCAGUUGACCCUCAAUGGCUACGACUGGGGUCCUUGCCAGUGCCCCCAGGCCACCCACCUGCCCCACUCACAGCUUCCCCGGGACAACAGAGACGGGGAGCGACUGCCCGGCCUGACUAAUCUGCCUGUAGGAGACAAGUCCAUCAGAAGGCUCUCCCCAGUCCAGUGGAGAGGACCCACAUCCUACACCGCCCCAUCCAACCUGCAACUCCCAUCCAACAGUCAGGCGAAGUGCAGCAUAGCUCAGGGACACCAGUGUAAGUGCCAGCUGUGGUACGGUCUAGGACUGACGGAGGACAGGACUGGGAGGACAACUACAGGACUCAGGAAGACCAAGGAUAUCAGUGGCAGCCACUAGAGAAUACAUAGCCUUUUAUACUCCACAGACAGACCUCACACAGUAACCCUAGCUCUACCUGUCCAAGAUCACUCAUUAAACGUGCUGUCAUUUGUGUGUUGUUUGUUUACUUGUUUACAAGCUUUAUCUGUUGAUGUCUUAUUUAAUUUCACCCAGUUUAGUAUCUCAAUAGAUUAUCUCAAAUAGACAGUCAAAUAUCCACCAACAGAAGCCUGUUUGAUAUGUUAUUCCUCUCACAUUAAGAUGCUCUUAGAGUACUCUGGUACAAUACACUCUUCAAGAGUCAGUAGUAGAAAGAGAUAAACCUACAGUUGGACAGACACCAGAUGGUCUCCAUAUUCCUAACAGAAAAACGGGCUAACACAACAGCGGCUGUUAUCCAUGCACACAUUGCCACACAAGAUAAAACAUAGAUGGCGGUUGUCCAAAGUGAGUGAAGAGGUACAGGUAGAUUACAGGAGGCUGAGGAUGAAACAAACUAACAUUUAUUAACACAUUUCAUUAACAGUAUAUUCACUACCAUGUUUUGACAUAUAGGAUUGGGGUCAAUUCCAUUUCAAUUGAAGAAAUAAGCAUGAAAAUCUGAUUCCAAUUCUCCCUUUGUUUUUCACUUAAUUUUACUUCCUGAAUAUUUCCUAAAUUAAAAUGUAAUUGAUCCCAACCCUGGUGACAUGCCAAACCCAUUUUACCUUAGGAUGGAUG
Messenger RNA from Oncorhynchus tshawytscha (Chinook salmon), 4014 nucleotides. RefSeq names its product cytosolic carboxypeptidase 2-like. Bases 811 to 3312 code for a protein of 833 amino acids. The record is from RefSeq and is a predicted model, not a curated record. Gene Ontology annotation, molecular function: metallocarboxypeptidase activity; zinc ion binding. The transcript has 19 exons. Gene Ontology annotation, biological process: proteolysis. Lineage: Eukaryota; Metazoa; Chordata; Actinopteri; Salmoniformes; Salmonidae.